Molecule: messenger RNA, 255 nt
Organism: Cercopithifilaria johnstoni
Lineage: Eukaryota; Metazoa; Nematoda; Chromadorea; Rhabditida; Onchocercidae
Source: the annotation of a GenBank genome assembly
AUGCAUUCCGGGGGUGCUAAAUACGACCAAGGUUAUUAUAAUAUUCGACGAAAUCAAGUUCAAUCUUACCGGCCCAUACUAACGAUUGAUCCAGUACAACAGUUACCACUUAGAAUUGGUGCACAUAUUCUCCGCCAACUCUCACUUAAACAACGAACGAGGAAGCUCCAUGCUAUUUCAUACACAAUAACCAACCAAGCUCUUUCCGCCACAGCCUAUCGCUGCUACUCCUACCGCAGCUCACACCGCACGUAA